Neogale vison (American mink) is the source of this 1525-nucleotide messenger RNA. It is a transcript of the gene NKAPL, whose product is annotated as NFKB activating protein like. Gene Ontology annotation, biological process: regulation of gene expression. Bases 1 to 1212 code for a protein of 403 amino acids. Gene Ontology annotation, molecular function: chromatin binding. Gene Ontology annotation, cellular component: nucleus. The transcript has a single exon. The record is from RefSeq and is a predicted model, not a curated record. NCBI's taxonomy places the organism in Eukaryota, Metazoa, Chordata, Mammalia, Carnivora, Mustelidae.
AUGGCCCCGGUGUCCCGGUCCCGCUCUCCCGAGGACGCCGCGGGCUCUCGGAGGUGGCGACGCAGCUCGUCGGGGAGCCCGCCGUCCUCGCCGGCCAGACGCUCGCCGUGGGGAGGCCGGACCCGCUCUCACUCCCGCGGCCGCGAGGGCUUCAGGCCCGCGUGGGGAGGUUCGGGCGUUGGCGCCGCCCGCCCGCUCGGCGGCUCUCGAGAGCCGGCCGCGGCGCCCCGCAACGGCGCGCUCUCGUCCUCGUCCGUCUACUACGGCGGGUGCCGCUACCGUCCCCGCCCCUUCGCGGGCGACCGGCAGUGGGCGGAGGAGUACGGGAAGGAGAAGGAGGAGAGCUUGCGGCGGAGGAGGCUGAGAGAGAGAGAGCGGAUUGGCGAGCUGGGCGCUCCCGGGGUGUGGGGGCUGUCCCCACGGUUUCCGGAGCCGGACUCCGAUGAGCACAGCCCCGUGGGGGGCGACGACGUGAAGGCUCCGGGGACCAGCAGCUCCGACUGCAGCUCCGGAGAAAAAAGGAAGAAGACUGGUCAUCCAAAAAGCAAGAAAAAAAGGAAGAAACGGUCCAAAAGGAAACAUAGGAAGCGUUCUGAUCGUAGUAACGGGAAUUCGGACUCCGACGCGGAUUCUCGCUCUGAUACUGAUCGAAAGAGAGCCAAAAAGGCCAAGAAGAAGGAGAAGAAAAAGAAACACAGAGGGGAAAAAACCAAGAAGAAGAAGAGUAAGAAGAGUAGAAAGGACUCCAGUGACUCAAGCUUUAAAGAUUCGGAAGGGGAGUUGCCGGGAGGUGUCUGGACUGAGCCGUCCAAGGCGGCGGACCCCGCGGAUCUGAUCGGUCCGGAAGCGCCCAGAGCACCCCCCUCCCAAGACGAGAGACCUUUGAACUACGGCCACGCUCUGCUCCCCGGGGAAGGUGCGGCCAUGGCUGAGUACGUAAAAGCUGGAAAGCGAAUCCCACGGAGAGGUGAAAUUGGGCUGACAAGUGAAGAGAUCGCUUCGUUCGAAUGUUCGGGUUAUGUUAUGAGUGGUAGCAGGCAUCGUAGAAUGGAGGCUGUGCGGCUGCGUAAAGAGAACCAGAUCUACAGUGCGGAUGAGAAGCGAGCCCUGGCGUCCUUCAACCAGGAGGAGAGACGGAAGAGAGAGAAUAAGAUUCUAGCCAGUUUCCGAGAGAUGGUGUACAGAAAGACAAAAGGGAAGGAUGACAAGUAAGGACUUCCUGUUGUUCAGCAGGACUUUUAACAGCGGUUCUCUAUGACCAAAAUAGUGUGGAAAGACUUCAUGGUGCUCCUGUAUCUACUGUAUAUCUACUAUGUUAGGAAGUCCUUCAAGAAAAAGCUGCUGUUUGAGAUCUCUUUAACUAUUUUGUUAUUUUUAACUUAAUAUGUGCACAGGGCUGAACAAAUAUUCAAAUACUACAGUUGGAGAGUUAAUAAAAGGUCUUUCAUCCUAGUCUCUGAUUCUUCUCCCCAAAGAAAUAAUUUUUUUAUGUCUUUUACGUCUGUUCAUAAGUUCUGUAUCUAUA